AUGUCGUCUUCUAAAGAGAGUUCGUCUCCCCACAAGCCGAAGCCCGCCGGGCACCACCCAUUUUCUGCCUCGAUCCCCAACGCACACAAGAAGAGACGGUAUAACGUUCUGGCCAUGACCGACAGAUACGCUGGCCCCAUGGAUCCAGAAACUUUUUGUGAUGAAUUCUUGCCAGUCUCCGGCGAGCAAAGGCCCACUGCCGUUGCAGCAUUCAACGACAUGAAGAAAUGUGAGACAGAGACAGAUAUGUACAAGGCAUUUAUUGCAUGCGUCAAGGCAGCCAGAUUCUGCCGGGACUACGAAUUCGUUGCUACUGCUACCACAAAAGACCCGAACGACCCCAACAAGAGAGGAUAUCAGAUUGUGGAUAUGGGUCUCUAUCACAAAGACCAUGCACCCGAACCUGGCCCAAACGGGGGGCUACCCGCUUCACGAUGGGAUAGAAUUGCAUUAUUUGCCGAGUUUAAGACGCAAGCCAAUUCAAAGUCGGCGGAUCCUUUCGAAGAUGGCGACACCAAACAGCGCAGGGAGGUGCGUGGCCAGCUCAUAGGGUAUGCCGCGGAGAUCUUUGCACGUCAACAUCGCACCCAUGUAUUCUCUCUCCUCAUCCUUGGUGAAUACGCACGAUUUGUUCGGUGGGACCGUUCUGGCGCAGUAUUUUCCGACAAGAUCCACUACGCGCAGAAACCUAAGCAGAUCUCCGAGUUUAUCUGGAGGUUCGUCUGCGCUACUCCUCAGGAGCAAGGUUACGAUGAGAGCGCCGAGGAGAUCAAGAAGGAUUCCCUUGAAUACAAAGCUAUGAUGGACGCGCACAAGUACACGGACGUUCCUUACGUGGCGGACUAUUUCAAAAAGACGUGCGACUCGGACUGGCCGUGGUACAAGCUCCGCGUCGACGUCGAACCAAGUCCAUUUCCCACCGACGCCCCUCACCCCGAAACGUCUGCUGACGAUCCACGCCUACCGACCCGGGGCUCUCCGACGACAGAGCCUCGCUAUUUUCUAGUGGGCAAACCACACACUCCGACGGCCGGUUUGACAGGCCGAGCGACGCGUGGAUACAUAGCCUGGGACCUUACGGGCCGCAGGCUGGUGUUUCUCAAGGAUUGCUGGCGUGUAGACUCGCCGCGCCUGGAGAAGGAGGGCCAUACUUUGCUCAAACUAAAAGAGGCUAAGGUUCAACGCACGCCUACCCUAGAACGAGAAGGUGUGGUCAAGGCAAUGAAGCCUCACGUGCAUUAUCGUCUUGUUGUGGAGGAAAUCGGGUGCAGGCUUGACGACUUCGCCGAUUCAAGAGAGUUGGUCUUGGUCAUCUAUGAAUGCCUGUACGCACACGCUAUGGCUUUCAAACAGGCCAAAAUCCUACAUAGAGAUGUUAGUGCCGGCAACAUCUUGAUCAUGCGGAAGGAAGUAAACGGGGUGAUCUACUCCUCCGGUCUGCUGAACGACUGGGAUUUAUCAAAGAAUGUAGACAUCAAGGAAGUCCGGCAAGUGGACCGUACUGGUACAUGGCAGUUCAUGUCUGCGCGGCUUCUUCUUCACCCAUCAAAGGUCCAUAUGGUGCAGGAUGAUCUCGAGUCCUUUCUGCAUGUCCUUGUCUAUGAGGCGGCACGCUGGUUGUCACGUCAAGGCCGCACCUCCCUAGACGAGUUCAUGCACUCGUUCUUUGAUGAAGUCGAACCCAUGGACAACGAAACUAUUGGUGGAGUUCACAAGGCUCACUGCUUUUUCACUGGUGCGCUCGGAUUCACAUUCAAAUGCGAGCAACUUCAGCACAUUAUUACGACACUCUUCGGAUGGUUCAAAGCCUAUUAUAACCUACACGAAGACCGUUCGCAGAUUCCUGAGAAGGUUGCGAACCCUUCAUUUAGUCUUAGCGAGGGGCACUCGAGACCGCCGCAGCCACUGGACUUGGUGCCUGAGGGGAGUUACUUGCCCGCUAAGGAAGCGCAACCCCUCGAUCCCAAGGUGGCCAAACAGGCCUACGCAGAAGUGGCUGAAUACCUGCAGGACCAUAACCACAUGAUUGCGCUCUUCGCUGGCCAAUUACGCCUGCCGGAUUGGCCUCAGAACGAUAGACUGCCUGAAUUACAAGUGGACCCAUACUAUCAGCCCGACCCGCUGGGCCUUGAGUCCACUUCCAGGAGGUCGUCUAAGCGCAGUGCCAGUCAGCUUACUGGAUUGGAUACGGAUGUCAGUGAGGAGCGGAGGGCAAAGGCGUCUCGCAGCAGAGGGUAG
This is a messenger RNA of Gloeophyllum trabeum ATCC 11539, 2238 nucleotides long. RefSeq lists its product as uncharacterized. Gene Ontology annotation, biological process: protein phosphorylation. The record is from RefSeq and is a predicted model, not a curated record. NCBI's taxonomy places the organism in Eukaryota, Fungi, Basidiomycota, Agaricomycetes, Gloeophyllales, Gloeophyllaceae. Gene Ontology annotation, molecular function: protein kinase activity. The coding region runs from base 1 to 2238 and encodes 745 amino acids. The transcript is spliced from 5 exons.